UAAUUAUGAAUUUCAUUAGUCUGGAUCACUAAAUUCAUUCAAUAGAAGAUUAUGAUAUUCUUUGUGCACUCGAUCGUACAGAUUAUUCUACUGUUUACAAAGCGUAAUCUAAUAAUCAUAUCAUAAAAGACUUGAUAAGAAAACAGGACUGAUCGUAGCCAUUAAAGUCAUCAAUUUAGUCAAUUAGGCAGAAUUGGCUUAAGCAGUCUAAACUUAUCGUACAAAACCAUUCAGAAAUAUUUGUUUGGUAGAUAAGUGUUUUGGAUAAGAUGGAAAACUCUUUAUUGUGAUGGAAUACUUUGCAGGAGGAUCAUUAAAAGACUUGAUUCAUUUAUUUAAGAUCAACAAACAAACAUUAGAAAUUUAAUAUGUGCAAGUGAUCAUUAGGGAACUUUUACUAGGUGUUUAAGAGAUUCAUUAAGAAGGUCUUGUGCAUCGUCAUAUUAAAUGUGAGUUUUAUUAUUUUACCUUAAAUUUUUUUUAGCUGCUAAUCUUUUCCUAUCCCAAGAAGCCAAGGUUAAACUAUCCUAUUUUUCUACCAAUAAGGAAUUUGCUGAUACAAUCAAUAAAUCCCAAUCUCAUAUUCUCAGUCUCCCUUAUUGGAUGGCUCCAGAGGUAGAACAUUUAAUGUUGAUAUUAGACCAUUUAAUCUUCUUUGACUGAUCAAAAAACUGAUAUAUGGGCUAUUGGAAUAACAGCAUUUGAAUUAAUUACUUCAAAAAUUCCUUAUGAAGAUGUUCCACCAUAGAAAGUGAUUUUUAAAAUAGUGUAACAACCUCCGAGAUUAAGUGGAGAUUAUCCAAAUGAAAUGAUUGAUUUUGUACAUCAAUGUUUGCAAAGAGAUCCUCGUCUUAGACCAACUGCUACAUAAUUACUUACUCAUCCAUUUAUCAAGAAUGCUAAAAAAACAUAGCUUCUUUUUGAAUUAUUAGAACGAGCUGGAAUGCUUAGUGGAGAAUAGUAAUAAGCCAGUUGUGAAACUCUUAAUUAUACUCAUAAUAGAGUUGUCACUUCUUUAAAGUUAGAUGCUACAGGAACACCAAUUAGAGAUGAGGAUGAAUCAUUAAAAGAAGAAACCUUGAAGAUUAAGCGUACUUUCAGAAAAAUAGAAAAAUAUAAGCCCGGAUUGGGCAAAAUCGUAUUUACAUUAUACCUUUGCAGAUUUACCAUGAAAUCAUCCAGGUCCUUAAAGCCAAGAACCCCUGAUGAAUACAACAAUUUAAUUACGC
Molecule: messenger RNA, 1229 nt
Organism: Paramecium sonneborni
Lineage: Eukaryota; Ciliophora; Oligohymenophorea; Peniculida; Parameciidae
Source: the annotation of a GenBank genome assembly